Molecule: messenger RNA, 5776 nt
Organism: Bubalus bubalis (water buffalo)
Lineage: Eukaryota; Metazoa; Chordata; Mammalia; Artiodactyla; Bovidae
Gene: GAS2L2
Product: growth arrest specific 2 like 2
Exons: 6
Coding region: 2385-5015 (876 amino acids)
Biological process (GO): microtubule bundle formation; actin crosslink formation; protein localization to microtubule plus-end
Cellular component (GO): actin filament; stress fiber; microtubule plus-end
Molecular function (GO): cytoskeletal adaptor activity; microtubule binding; actin filament binding
Source: RefSeq, a predicted model, not a curated record
CACUGGACCACCAGGGAAGCCCCUAGCCACUUUGGUUCUUGAUGGGACAUUUCAAAAGCUUACUCUGUCCAAUUUAAAUGGCUUCACAGAAUGGCUGGAAGACUUGACAGGUUCUCUCUUUGGGGCUGGGCCCGUCUUCCCUAACUUUAAGAAAACUCUAUCCAUGAAUAAUACCUAAACAAGAUAGGAUCCUAUUAGCAAGAAAGGAAAAGAAACAGCUCCUCUGUCUCGGGGGUAACCAGCCUCUAGAAUGGCUCCCAAUGACCCCUGUUGCCUGGUAUUCCCUCUGAUGUAGCCCCUUUCCCAUAUGAAAUAAGGCCGACCUGGGUCAUUGAUAGGAUGUUGUGGGAAUUGACAGAGUGUGACUUUCAAGGCUAUUAAUAAAAGACCCUGUGGCUUCUGUCUUGCUCUGUCUCUCUGGAGAAAGCCCACUGCCAUGUCACGAGGACACUCAGCCAACCCCACGGAAAGGUCCUUCCAUCCGUGUACUGAGGAACGCAGGCCUCCUGCCAGCUUCAGUUUUCUUGUUUCCUCAUCCGUGAAAUGGGUACAACCAUCAUUAUCUUGACACCUUUAGAAGGUAACUGAAAGAAAAUUACUUUCCAAAAGGUAAAGCAAAGCCCUACAUAAAGACCCUAUUUCCCCUCUUCCUCAUAUUCCACCUGUCAUUGCUAUUCCUGGGAUAUACCAAGUAUCCGCCUGCCUGGAGUGUUUUUGGGUUGUGUGUUUGUCACAGCACAAGGCUUCAGGAUCUUAGUUCCCCAAGCAGGGAUUGAACCCUGGGCCCCUACAGAGAAAGUGCUGACUUCUAACCACUGCACCUCCAGGGAAUUCACCCGCCUGGAGCGUUUGCCCUGGCUGUUCCUUCUGCCAGGGUGCCCUUCCAGCAGACAUCUUCGGGGCUUGCUUCCUCACUUCUCUCAGGUCCCUGCUCAAAUAUCACCAUAUCAGUGAAGUCUUUCCCAGCCACCUUACAGAAAAUCCCCCAGGCCCAACCCAUCUCCUGUAGCCCUUCUGUUUUCUCCCUGGUAUGUAUCACCAUCUGACUCACUACAGACUCAUUUGUUUAUCUAUCAUCCAUCACCCACCAUCAUGUAAGCAGCCUCCGUGAGGACGGGGGCUACAUGAAAAGUGAAAGUGUGAGUGGCUCAGUCUGACUCUUUGAGACCCCACGGACUAUAGCCUGCCAGGCUCCUCAGUCUCCAGACAAGAAUACUGGUAUGGGUAGCCGUUCCCUUCUCUAGGGGAUCUUCCUGACCCAGGGACCGAACCCGGGUCUCCCGCAUUGCAGGCAGAUUCUUUACUGUUUGAGCCACAAGGGAAGCCCCUACAGCUACAUCCUCACGCACUAUAAUAGCGCACGGCACACAGUAGGUCUGCAGGAAAUAUUUGUUGAAUGCAUGCAUCCCUGUGGCCAUGGAGGAGGACCUAUGACUGACCGCCUGCUCUGGAGGGAUCAUGUGGGUAGAGUAGGGGAUGGAGCCGGUUCUCCAGAGAAGGCGGGGAUCAUGGCACACAGCCAGAGCUGCUGGGAGAAUCAAGGAAGCUGGGACCCCUCAGUCCUGACAGUUGGAGACUUCUCACAUCCACGAAUCCUCUCUUCCUCACAACGCCCCAGAGAGGGAGGUAUUAUUAUUCCCAUUUUACAGUUGAGGCAAACAAAGGCACAGAGAAGACAGAUAGUAUGUGAAGGUCACAGGGGGAUUCAGGAAAGAGUCCAAGGCCAGACUCUUGGCUCUGAACUCUAUGGCUGCGUCUAUUUCACCCCUAAACGGCAGUGCUCACUGAACUCUGAGGGGCAUGGCGCCCGCUGGCCCUGCUCCCCUCCUCCCGUUUCCCAAAACCCUCCACCGGGGUUGACCAAGUGAGUGAUAAGCCAGUCCCAGCCUCUUCUUGGGCCCCAGGGCAGCCGAUGCUGGGAAGGGUUAACAAGGAGUGUUUGUAGCAGCCGCUGGUCUCCAAGGAGAGGAAAGCAAAGUGGAGAGGCCGACAGACAGCCAGACUCCGGGCCAGCUGGUGGGGGGUGGGAGGCAGCUAGUGUGGCCUGUCCGGCCCUGCGGGGGGAGAGAGGAGUGUCUUCCCCUCCAUCUGUCCUGGGAGCCGGCGACCUCUGAGCAGACUGGGCAGCUGGGGCGUGAGGCCUCUGCAGGGCUAGCAAGUAGGAAAGUUCUGGCAGGGACUGAAGAAUGUGGGGGGUGGGGGCCCGGCCUGGCCCAGCCCACUGCCGAUGGUGGCGGUGGCCAAAGGCAGAGGCGAGUAGCAGAGCCAUCCCAGACUCUCAGAGGGUAGAAGGGGACCUCUGAGUCAGGGGGAAGCUGCCGAGACCCCACAGGUGGCAGGAGUGAAGACGCAGCUGCGGCAGAGUGGAGGUGCCCGGCCCAGACAUGCCCCAGCCCCGGGCCGGCAGGAGGAGACCUGGGACCCCGGGGCCUCGGGUGAGCAGCAUCCAGCCCUUUAAGUCCAGCGAGCAGUACCUAGAAGCCAUGAAGGAGGACCUGGCCGAGUGGCUUCGGGAUCUCUACGGAGUGGACAUCAGCGCAGCCAACUUCCUGCAGGUGCUGGAGACAGGCCUGGUGCUGUGCCAGCAUGCCAACGCCAUCACUGAGGCCGCCCUGGCCUUCCUGGCUGAGACACCUGACCAAGCCCAGAGGCUUCCUCUACCCCGGGCCGGGGUUUCCUAUAACGAGGCUGCCCAGCCUCGCACUUUCCAGGCCCGGGACAACAUCUCCAACUUCAUCCAUUGGUGUCGCAAGGAGAUGGGCAUCCAAGAGGUGCUGAUGUUCGAAACGGAGGAUCUGGUGUUGCGCAAGAACGUGAAGAACGUGGUGCUGUGCCUGCUGGAGCUGGGCCGCCGGGCCUGGCGCUUCGGCGUCGCGGCGCCCACCCUGGUGCGGCUGGAGGAGGAGAUCGAGGAGGAGCUGCGGCUGGAGCGGGCCCUGCCCCCGCCCGACCCCCCGCCGCCUGCGCCCCCCGCGCGCCGGCCCUGCCACUCCCGCGACCUGGACCAGCUGGUUCAGAGCCUGGUGAGCCACUGUACCUGCCCGAUUCAGUUCUCCAUGGUCAAGGUGUCGGAGGGGAAGUACCGCGUGGGAGAUUCCAACACCCUUAUCUUCAUCCGGAUCCUCCGGAACCACGUGAUGGUGCGUGUUGGGGGCGGCUGGGACACACUCGGUCACUAUCUGGACAAACAUGACCCCUGCCGGUGCACGUCCCUCUCACACAAGACAGGCAGCUUCCUGCAGCCCCCUGCCCACCCUGUGCAGCAUGAAGUGAAGGUGCAGGACAGGCCCUCGCAGCCCCAGCCUACGAUGACCAUCAGCCGCUCCCAGAGCCCAUUGCCCCCCGUGGACUGGAAGACAUAUACCUCUUCAGGUCGAAAGCUGAGGCCCCCUGCUGUCUCCUCCCCCAGACCCCAGCAUGAACAGAGAGCCGGGCCAGGGGUCCACAGAGAAACAACACCAUUGCUGAGGUGCCAGGAGAAGUCUCUCGCCGCAUCUCGGAGGCAGCUGCCAGCUGGGGACAACCUGCCCAGGCCCCAGUCCUCACCCACUCUCAGGGGCCAAGACCCACAGUGUACCUCCUUGGGGAAGAGGGAGGAGAGACACCCCCCUGAACCCCCCCGGGGGAGGACUCCCACAUCUUCGGUUCAUGAGAGGACAGACAGCCGGGGAACUCAUGCCAGGACCCCCACCUCCCAGAGAGUCCGAGCCCCCGAGGCCACCGCCAAAGGGACACCAGCAAGAGGACUGUCUCCCCUGCCUCGUUCUCCCAGCCCAGCCAAGCCCGUGGGCCCCAGGCAACCACCCUGGGGUGAGGUUGAGGGUGCUUCCUCGCAGCUCAGGGAGCCAGCACCUGUCUGCUCUCCAUCCCCUGUCAAAGGAUCCACCAAGAUCCCUGUCCAGUUGCCCCCAGCACGCCCCCCAACUCCGGGAAGAGGCUGUGCAGGAACUGUAAGUGGAGGUCCCAGCACAGAACUGAAGAGAGGCCCCCUUCCAUUAAGGGCCACCAGUGGAGACCUGUCUGAGUCCAGACAUGAGCACUGUUCUGUGGAAGAGGGGCAGAAGGACCUGAAGCUGGACAUCCAGGUGACAGCGGAGGCUGGAGGGCCUUGGGGCCUGGGCCCACAGCACCGGGAGGGGAGGUGCACCCCCUUGCCAUCGGGCAGAACCAAGGAACAAGGCAUCCAUCACGGCCUUGAGGAGGAGCUUUCAACCAACAUGAAGCUGCUAGGAAUGGCGGGUGCCCGCCCCCAGGGCACUAGGUCUGUAGUCAUUCCUCGCAGUGGGGUCUACGUGCCCAGUCUGGGUGGGUGGUGGCCUGACCCUGGGGGUCUUUAUGACAAAGUCAUCCAAGAGCUGAUUCAGGGCCCCCCACCCCUCCUUAAAGUGGACCUGGGAGCCUGGAAGGCAGCCCCUCCAGGCUCCCCUACACCAGCUGUAACUGCAGGCCCAGGAAGCCUCAAAGGGAAAUUGAGAGCCCAAGAGAGUGGGCUGAGGACAGUGGCAAACCCCAGUGCCAAGGGCAUCAGCACAAAGGCCCAAGGGGGACAGGACUGCUCAGCCCCUACAGUGUCUGCCAGCCCAGAGUCCCUCACACUUUCACCCUCUGACCCCAGUUCCGAGAGAGCCAAGGCAUGUCCAAGCAAGGGUAAGAGAACACUUCGGAAGCCCCAGAGAAUCCCAUCCAUCUACAAGCUGAAGCUGAGGCCCAGGAUUCGGCCCCGGAGAGAUCAUAGGCCUGAGAAGCGGCCAUCACGGAUCCCCAAGCCAUUGAACUGCCUGUGCCUGGGUCCAGUCAGGGCACCCCCCAAAGGCAGGCUGGUGAGAGCAGCACUGGGCAGUAAGGGAGGGGAGGCAACCCUGGUGGAUGGAGCCUCGGCAGGGGAGGAGGAGGACAGAGAGGAGAGGAGAGAGCCAGCCGCCCCACUGGAGAGCAGCUCCCCGCCUUCGGAGAGCCAGGGGCCCUGGCAGCUCGAUCCAGUCCCCCUCUCACCUGAGGAGGAGUCCUGGGUCUGAGAAGAUGCUUUUCCUCCCUGACCCCGAGGAGGGAAGUGAAAAGAUGCCCACGCACUCCCAACUGCAGGAACAAAAGGGAAGGUCCCUCCCCUCAAUACAGGCCCUUGGUCAGGAGAGGUUAGAAAGCAAAUAGAGACUCAAUCUGCUCAGUUGAGCAGAAAGGCAAUCCAUGAGUCUCGAUCCAACUCCAGGAUGUUGGGGCUACCCUCUCCCAAAACAGCUCCCCCAAUUCCUGCACCCUCUUCUCUGGCCAGGCCCACUUCCACAACUCUUAUGUUAUUAAACAUGAGAGGGUCUGCCCCUGAACCCCCAGGUCUUGAAUCCACUCUAUGACUGUGGUGAUGCAGAAAGGUGUAGCAGCAUUUUUCCCAUUGGGGGGUGGUGGGGGAGGUAGGAGGGAGCUAGGGGGUGAGAGACGCUUCGCCUUUGGAGGUUCAGCCAACCUUGCCAGACAGCCCUUCUUUCCCAGAGCAGUUGUUGCAUCAGCACCAUGGACAGGGACAAGGUUGCCCCAUACAGGCUCCCGUGGGGCUUGGCGCUAGUGGUCAAGAAUCCACCUGACAACGCAGGAGACUAAGGGACAUAGGGUUCAAUUCCUGGGUCUGGAAGAUCCCUUGGAGUAGGGAAUGGCAACCCAGUCCAGUAUCCUUGCCUGGAGAAUCCUAUGCACAGAAGAACCUAGUGGGCUACAGUCCACAGGGUCGCAGAGUCCAACACGACAGAAGCAACUUAGCACUUAGCAGGCGUGACUUCAAAACUCU